This is a messenger RNA of Zonotrichia albicollis (white-throated sparrow), 3686 nucleotides long. Lineage: Eukaryota; Metazoa; Chordata; Aves; Passeriformes; Passerellidae. The record is from RefSeq and is a predicted model, not a curated record.
UGUGGGAUCCUCCUGGGAGCCAUGCUGCUGAUCUUCUGCUCGUGGAUGACCCACCAGUCCUGCAUGUUCCUGGUGAAAUCAGCCAACCUCAGCAAGCGCAGGACCUACCCUGGCCUCGCAUUUCAUGCCUAUGGAAAAGCAGGAAAAAUGUUGGUGGAAACAAGCAUGAUUGGGCUGAUGCUGGGCACUUGCAUCGCCUUCUACGUCGUCAUCGGCGAUUUGGGCUCCAACUUCUUUGCCCAGAUGCUCGGAUUGCAGGUGUCAGGUCCGUUCCGCAUUGUGCUGCUCUUCGCUGUGUCCCUGUGCAUUGUCCUUCCCCUGAGCCUGCAGAGGAACAUGAUGGCCUCCAUCCAGUCCUUCAGUGCCAUGGCUCUCAUCUUCUACAGCGUGUUCAUGUUCGUGGUGGUGUUGUCCUCCUUCAACCACGGGCUGUUCAGCGGGCAGUGGCUGCAGAGGGUCAGUUACGUGCGCUGGGAGGGCAUUUUCCGCUGCAUCCCCAUCUUUGGAAUGUCCUUUGCCUGCCAGUCUCAGGUCUUGCCUACUUACGACAGCUUGGAUGAGCCGUCUGUCAAAAUCAUGAGCUCCAUAUUUGCUUCUUCCCUAAACGUGGUCACCACCUUUUACAUCAUGGUGGGCUUCUUUGGCUAUGUGAGUUACACCGAGGCCAUUGCUGGGAACGUGCUGAUGAACUUCCCUUCCAACGUGGUGACGGAGAUGAUCCGAGUGGGGUUCAUGAUGUCCGUGGCAGUGGGGUUCCCCAUGAUGAUCCUGCCCUGCAGACAGGCUCUCAACACCCUGCUCUUUGAGCAGCAGCAGAAGGACGGCACCUUCGCUGCCGGGGGCUACAUGCCCCCGCUGCGCUUCAAAGCCCUGACGCUGGCUGUUGUGUUUGGAACCAUGGUCGGAGGCAUCAUGAUCCCCAAUGUGGAAACAGUCCUGGGCCUGACAGGUGCGACCAUGGGAAGCCUCAUUUGUUUCAUCUGCCCAGCUCUUAUUUACAAGAAGAUCCACAAGAAUGCGCUUUGUUCACAGAUGAUCCUGUGGAUUGGGCUGGGCAUGCUGGUGAUCAGCACCUACACCACCCUGUCUGCCACUGAGGACACCCCUGUGAGGACAGAACCAGUGGGCUUGGAGCACCUGGACAGGGAGGAGAGCAGAAUUGACCAGGAUUCAGUCAAACUUCCAGAGCAGAACCCGGUGGUGGAGGAGCCCGAGGAUGACCGUGACAAACCCAAAGUGCCUGAGGAGAAGGAGGAGAUGGAGCAGCCACAGAUCAAGGUGCCCGUGCAGGUGCCCAAGAGGGAGGAGGAGAGAGGGAAGGUGGAAGAGAAAGUGCAGCUGGACCGUCCUGAUCAAGGGAUUGCUGUGCCCGUGGGGGAGGCCCAUCGCCACGAGCCCCCGGUCCCACACGAUGAGGUGGUCGUGGACAUGGGGCGGGAGCGGGAGGAAUCCAGCGAGAACAAAGCGGCUCCUGGAGGAGCCAGCGACCGUCUGCUGGAGGAGCCAGCCAAGCUGAGGCCCCAGAAGGAGGCACUGGGCCCAAAGCAAGGCAAGGAAGUGGCUGCUGAGAACCAGCAGCGAGGAGGGACUGGUGGGCCCAUCCCAAAUCUGGAGAAGGUCCCGGAGGCAGCGCUGCAGCAGGCGGGAAGGCCGCCCUACAAGGAGCUGGAGCCAGGGGAAGCCAAGCUGGAAGCCAAGGCACAGGCGGCCGUGCUGGAUGGUGACACUGCCGAGGCUGCUGAGAGGGACAAGGCACAGCUCCAGCUCCCCAGGAAAGCAGAGGAGGCUGCAAGGCCUGUGGAGAAGGAAGCAGACCCUGGUGAGAAGCAGGAGCUGCCCCUCCCAGAGAGAGCAGAGCUGCUGGAGAAGCAGAACACCGAGGAGAAGCAGGAGAAUGCAGGGGAAGCAGGGCCAGCAAAACUGCUGGACCACAACGUGCUGCUGCAGGUGAUCAAGGAGCAGCAGGUGCAGCACAAGCAGCUCCUGGACCAGCAGGCAAAGCUGCUGGCAGUGAUCGAGGAGCAGCACAAGGAGAUCCACCAGCAGCGGCAGGAGGAGGGGGCAGAGGAGAAGCCAAAGCCAGCAGAAGCACAGGCAGAGCCUGCCGUGCCCCUUUCCAGGAGCAGGGAGGACGAGGGCCUCGGAGCCAAGGGAGACACGGCCGGGAAGGAGCAGCUGGGCCAGCAGCCCCCCGAUUCCACCAGGCAGCACAGGGACGUGCUGGGGAAUGUGGAGGAGGCUGGGCAGAAGCGUGACAUUCCUGCGGCUGCUCCCAAGGAGCGGAAGGUGCCGCUGCAGGAGAUUGAGAGAGCUGUGAAAAAUCCCGUGGAGAACCGGGAUCCCCUCCACGGGGAUGCCCAGCGUGUUCCAGCAGCCAGAAACCACCUGGAGAAAAAGGCCUUGGCGGAGGAUUUGGGAGGAGAACGUGAAGCCAAAGCUGGAAGAGAUGUCCACCAGAAGAAGAAUUUCCUGAAAGCCGUGGAAGCAGCUACAGCUCCCAUCCAAAGAGAACAGCCGGGGGCUGCCAAAGUUCAGGGAGUAGCAGGAAAGGGCUUGGAAAGAGACUCAGGAACAGACCUUAAAGCCAAAACUCUGAGUCAGGUGGAGCCCAAGGAGCUGGCAGGGGUGCCGGACUCUUCCAGUAACAGGAAUGUGGCAGUGAGGGAGCAGCACCCCCGGGACAGGGAGCGGCCGAGUCCAGCAGGUGACACAGGACACCAGCCCGUGACAGUGUGCCUGUGCUCCGCAGGGAGGGCUCGGCCUCACUGAGUGUGCAGAGAUCUGAGCCAGCUGCACCUUGCUCGGAUCCACGGGAUCUCCUUGGAUCCCCGAGCGCCACCCUGGGUGUGCCUGCGGGUGGCCAAGGAGAUGGUGGCACUGGAAGUGACAUUCCUGCUGUCCCCUGCCUUCCAGAGCUGCCAUGCACCUCGGCUCCCUGCCAGGCCGCUGCUCCAAGGAGCUUUUCCAGCAUCUCAUUCACAUCCAAUUGCCUUCUCCAGCCAUCUCCCAGCUCCUCUCAGAAGCAGGAAGGGGCUCCAUGGCCCUGGCUGUGCCGAGGGGACCUGGGAUCCAUCCCCACCUCGGGAAGGGCUUUACCCCAGUGAGCUGAGGACCAGCAGAGCCAGCGCUCCAGUGCUGGACUGGGAGCAGAGCCUCAUUUGUCUGGGCCACAGUGGUGGUUUAGGAACCUCAUUUAGUAGAAACGCUGCCUUAACUGGGCACAACUGCUGUUGUGCUGCCUCUCUCCCAGGGAUGGGGUUCCUUGGCACACACUGGGACCACACAGAGCUCUGCCCCUGCUGCCCUCCCUGGUGCUCCUCUCUGUGCUCUCCAGCUCCAUUUCCCCUCUCAAAAGUGCAUUAAGAAGCUCAACUUCCCCAUGACCCUUCCCAACCCAGCUUGAUUCUCCUGCCGGAGGUGAGUGGUUUGGGAGAAAGCAUGGCAGGGCCAGGUGGAUCCAGGGGCUCCACCUGCCUCUGCCUGUGUUCCCUGUGCUCUUCCCAGCCUCCCCCCGCCCUGUUCUGCAUCCAGACAGGUCCCUGCUCCACCUCUGGGAGUUUGUUUGGUGAGUGAAGAAGGGAGGAGCUUCCCCAAGAGCUCUGUGUUGUUUCAGGCUCCCCGUGAUUCACCCCUUGGGGUUUUUUUUUUUGGGGUUUUGUGUUUUUACAUCCCGACCUGCGAAUGUA